AUGACGCCACACCCCCAAAAAUCCGCCCACACCUCCUCCCUCACCAGCCCGGACUCCUUCUGGGCCGAACCCGCCCACCGACUCCACUGGCACAAACAACCCUCCCAGACACUCUCCCGACACACCAAGACCCUCCCCAGCGGCGUAACCCACGAACAUUGGUCGUGGUUCCCCGAUGGAGAGAUCUCCACCACGUAUAACUGCGUUGAUCGGCAUGUCCUUGCGGGGAGGGGCGAUGAUGUGGCGAUUAUUUGGGAGUCGCCCGUCACUGGCACGGUCGAGAAGUAUACGUAUGGGAGGUUGUUGGAUGAGGUGGAGGUUUUGGCGGGGGUUUUGAGGGAGGAGGGUGUGAAGAAGGGGGAUGUCGUUAUUAUUUACAUGCCAAUGAUCCCCGCCGCCCUCAUCGCCGCACUAGCAAUAACCCGCCUGGGCGCCAUCCACGCCGCCGUCUUCGGCGGCUUCGCAGCCCAAUCAUUAGCGCAGCGGAUCGAAGCCGCCCGUCCCCGGGCUAUCAUGACAGCCUCGUGCGGGAUCGAGGGGUCCAAGGGCCCAAUCGAUUACCGCCCGCUAGUCGAGGGCGCGGUGCGGCUGAGUAGCUUCAAGCCGGACAAGGUUAUUGUCUGGCAAAGGGAUCAGCUGCGGUGGAAUAACCCGGAUAAACUGGGUGGACAGCGGAAUUGGCAGCGGUUGGUGAAGAGUGCGCGUAUGCGUGGGGUGCGGGCGGGUCCGGUGCCGGUGAAAAGUACGGAUGGGUUGUAUAUUAUCUAUACCAGUGGAACAACUGGACUACCCAAGGGUGUUCUUCGUGAAGCUGGCGGCCAUGCGGUGGGUCUGGACCUCUCGAUCCGGAUGCUCUUCAACAUCAACGGGCCCGGCGACGUGAUGUUCUGCGCCUCGGAUAUCGGCUGGGUCGUCGGCCACUCGUACAUCCUAUAUGCGCCGUUACUAGUCGGUGCGACAACGGUCCUCUUCGAGGGUAAACCCGUCGGCACCCCGGACGCAGGCACGUUCUGGCGUAUCGUGGAAAAGCACAACGUAAACACUUUAUUCACAGCACCAACCGCCAUGCGCGCCAUCCGAAAGGACGACCCCGGCGACAAACUCUUCGAAGAAGUAGGUGCCCGCGGCGGCCUAAAAACUCUCCGCGCCCUCUUUCUAGCCGGCGAACGCAGCGAACCCAGCAUCGUCCGCGCAUACCAAGACCUCCUAACCAAACACGCCGCGCCCAACGCAAAGGUAAUAGACAACUGGUGGUCCUCCGAAUCCGGAUCCCCUAUAACAGGCCUAGCCCUAAACACCACCCCCAAAGCCACACCCCUCCCCAUCCGCCCCGGUUCCGCAGGCCUGCCCAUGCCAGGCUUCGACGUCCGCAUCGUCGACGACAGCGGUAACCAAGUACCACCAGGCACGAUGGGAAACAUCGUCCUCGCCGCACCACUCGCACCAACUGCGUUUACUAGCCUGUUCGAAGACGACGAGCGGUUUUACCGCGGGUAUUUGAAACGGUUUAACGGGAAGUGGAUUGAUACGGGGGACGCGGGGUUAAUCGAUACAGACGGAUACGUACAUAUCAUGUCCCGCAGCGACGAUAUAAUCAACGUUGCCGCGCAUCGCUUCAGCACGGGCGGCAUCGAGCAAGCUAUCCUCUCGCACCCGGCCAUUAGCGAGGCCAGUGUGGUUGGAAUCCCGGAUGCGCUGAAGGGCCAUUUACCAUUUGCAUUUGUCCAUCUGCGCACUGGUCCUGGAGAUGACUCUAGUGAUAUCCCGGCUGCAAUCCCGGAAUCUCUCUUCAAAGAAAUCAAUGCAUUGGUGCGGGACCAAAUUGGUGCUAUUGCUUCGCUGGGUGGGAUUAUUCAGGGCCGCGGUAUGAUUCCGAAGACUAGGAGUGGGAAGACGUUGAGACGGGUUUUGAGGGCGUUGGUGGAGAAUGGUGUGGAAGGGCGGUUUGAGGAGGGUGUUAGUGUUCCGCCUACUGUGGAGGAUUUGGGGGUUGUGGAUGUUGCGAGGGGGAGGGUUAAGGAGUACUUUUUGGAGAGGGCUAAGGCGAAGGCGAAGCUUUGA
Messenger RNA from Penicillium cataractarum, 2061 nucleotides. RefSeq names its product putative acyl-CoA synthetase. Bases 1 to 2061 code for a protein of 686 amino acids. The transcript has 3 exons. The record is from RefSeq and is a predicted model, not a curated record. Lineage: Eukaryota; Fungi; Ascomycota; Eurotiomycetes; Eurotiales; Aspergillaceae.